Molecule: messenger RNA, 1808 nt
Organism: Schizophyllum commune H4-8
Lineage: Eukaryota; Fungi; Basidiomycota; Agaricomycetes; Agaricales; Schizophyllaceae
Product: Aldo/keto reductase
Exons: 7
Coding region: 447-1469 (340 amino acids)
Cellular component (GO): cytoplasm
Source: RefSeq, a predicted model, not a curated record
CCACCAUGGCACCAUCACCGUCAUGUCCUCACCGCGGACCACGGCGUGCGCCUCCCUGCAAAUAUACCGUCUACCCUUUCGGAGACCACUUUCAGCCCUCCGAAUCGGCGUCCAAACAAGCAAUUGCUGCAAGAGCGGCCCUAAAAACAUCUGAAGCUCAACUCUCCGAUUCGGAUGCCCUUUCCUGCGGGCCCGAUGUGGGCUCGUAUACUCAGUGCAACGCGUCCUCAACCCACUCUCAUUGAAGUCAGUUCGCUGUCUGUGGGUCGGGCGCUUCUGCGAGGUGGUAGACGAUGCCAGCGACGCGGUAGACGAUGCGAGCGAGCUCGCAGCGCCGCGUUGGUAUAUAAGAGCGACGGGCUUGAAAAUGGGCCGCAAUCUGCAAGCUCGUUCCUCUGCAAGCCUCUACAUACUUGCGUCUCUCUACCACCCAGCUUACAAGUACAAUGGCUCCUCCUGUUACUCUUCCCACCCGCUUGAUUGGCGACACGCCGGUGUCUGCUAUGGGCUUUGGCGCGAUGGGCUUUUCGGCCUUUUAUAUCCCCAAGGACAAGACGGAUGAGGGCCGUCUGAAGGACACCUCUGACGUCUACGGCGACAACGAAGACCUCAUCGGCAAGUGGUUCGAGCGCACCGGGAAGCGCGACGACAUCUUCCUCGCGACCAAGUUCGGCCUCGCGCACGGCGACCCCUCGCGGAAGGUGAACUGCGACCCGAGCUACGUGCGCACGGCCUUCGAGAACUCGUGCCGCCGCCUGAAGACGGACCACAUCGAUUUGUGGUAUGUGCAUCGCGCGGACCCGACGGUCCCGAUCGAGCUCACCAUCAAGGCCAUGGCCGAGCUGGUCAAAGGAGGCCGCGUCAAAUACCUCGGCCUCUCCGAGGUCUCCGCGCGCACCCUCCGCCGCGCGCACGCCGUGCACCCCAUCGCCGCGCUGCAGUCCGAGUACUCGCCGAUCACGCUCGACAUCGAGGCCGAGGACGAGGUGCACGGGGUGAUGAAGGCGUGCCGCGAGCUCGGGGUGAAGGUCAUCGCGUACAGCCCGCUGGGGAGGGGGUUCUUGACGGGGCAGAUUAAAUCCCGCGCCGAGCUUGACCCGGACGACUACCGCCUCCUCAUCCCGCGCUUCUCCGAGGAGAACUUCCCACGCGUGCUCCAGCUCGCCGCGGGGCUCAAGGCGAUAGGGGAGAAACAUACUGUUGUCAUUGAUGGGAAGGCGCAGCCAGCCACCGCGGGGCAGGUCGCGCUGGCGUGGGUGCUCGCGCAGGGGGAGGACGUGAUCCCGAUCCCGGGGACGACGAAGGAGAAGUACCUCAAGGAGAACAUCGCUGCGCUGCAGCUCGAGCUCACCGAUGCAGAGCUCGCGCAGGUGCGCAGGGUCGCGGAGGAGGCGCAGGCGUCCGUCGGGGACCGCGUCGACAGCUCGUUUAUGCCGACGCUCUUCGCGGAGACGCCCGAGUUGGCCUGACGCGGAGACGCCCGAACUGCCGGCGUGAGGGCGUGGCGAGUUGGCGGGGUGAGGACUCGGAUAGGGCGAGGUGGCGGCGUGAGGGUGUGAGGGGUGGAGGUGAGGGCCCUUGUGCUUGCAGAGUGAGGGCGUGAGGGUGAGCCGGCAGCGGGAAAGCGAAGGUGUCAAGUCAGAUCGCAGUAUGGAAGAAUGAGAAAGCGGAAGGAUAGGUAGAAAGCGAAAGGACAGCCUGGAGGUAGAAAUGAGAAGUACUCCGUCACAAAAUAUCGCGCUGAGGCUCUACCCGCAUACGCGCAGGUUCUCUACACGCAUACGCUCUGGCUCGACAUGCAAACGCGU